This is a messenger RNA of Cladophialophora bantiana CBS 173.52, 795 nucleotides long. RefSeq lists its product as uncharacterized. The transcript has 2 exons. Gene Ontology annotation, cellular component: nucleus. Bases 1 to 795 code for a protein of 264 amino acids. Gene Ontology annotation, molecular function: guanyl-nucleotide exchange factor activity; small GTPase binding. Lineage: Eukaryota; Fungi; Ascomycota; Eurotiomycetes; Chaetothyriales; Herpotrichiellaceae. The record is from RefSeq and is a predicted model, not a curated record. Gene Ontology annotation, biological process: protein import into nucleus.
AUGGCAGCCAUGUACGGCGUCCGUGAACUUUACGGAGGGGCUCUAACCGUGGAAUUGCCCGUGGAGCUUAUUGAUUCAAGCGACAUCCGGCAAAUUCCAGACCAUCAAGAAGUCUUCCUCUCGCCGACGACCCUCACAUCCAUCAUCUUCGAGAUCAACAACUACGUCGGACCCAGCAUUACAGACCCCAGGGCCUCAUCCGCGCCCACAACGACUACCUCAACAACAACUCUACCAGAUGGAACGAUCACGACCACGACCACAACAGCCGUCAGCCAAACAAUCAACGGUACCGUACAGCCGCCAAUGGCGGAGUUGGAUGCCGAAGCCGCGAAAUACCACUUCACCGACGUGAUUUCGCCACCAGAUACGUUAGCUUCCCCUUUGCCGAACCCCCAGCCCGUGAGAAUGGUCGAUGCGAGCCUGGCAAGCUAUCCCGCGUACAUGCUGGCGGGGAACAUCAACAGCUUCGAGACAUCGCGUACGGCUCAGCAAAGCCCUAACGGAGGCCGGCAGAUCUCCCCGUCCGCCAUCGCCUCUCAGCAGCAGCCGCAGCUGAGUUCGCUGGUGCAUCAGCUCGCCCUCCUGAUCCGUCUUCAACCUUACAGCACCGACUUGUGCGUCCGCAUCAACGUCCCGGUCAAGGAGUUCAUCGAGGCCGGCCAACGCACAGGGUCAACCGACAGCGGCGCCACGGAAGCCAUGAUUGCGCAGGAAGUCGGGUAUGCGCGGGACAUACUCACCAGAAUCGUGGAGACCUUGGCGGUCCGGGAUUGGCGGCUCUUCAAUGCAUGA